CAACUCAAAAGUUCAAUAUCCCAUUUCUCAUACCUUAUGCCGCUCAUGCGGAAAAGAUGUGCGAUCUUGAACAGGUGACAAGCUCACAAGCUCAGCAAAUGGGCUAUCCUAAUGGGUGCUUGUUCAAACGCAUCGAAGCGCAGCUCAGGCACCAGGCAAAACCUGGUGGGGUACCGCCGAAUCGAGGCUCCAAGCUCAGUCACUAG
Messenger RNA from Dentiscutata erythropus, 206 nucleotides. NCBI's taxonomy places the organism in Eukaryota, Fungi, Glomeromycota, Glomeromycetes, Diversisporales, Gigasporaceae. The record is from the annotation of a GenBank genome assembly.